Zingiber officinale is the source of this 2727-nucleotide messenger RNA. RefSeq names its product molybdenum cofactor sulfurase-like. Bases 477 to 2552 code for a protein of 691 amino acids. The record is from RefSeq and is a predicted model, not a curated record. The transcript has a single exon. Lineage: Eukaryota; Viridiplantae; Streptophyta; Magnoliopsida; Zingiberales; Zingiberaceae.
CUGCAGAGAUUGAGCUAGGGAAUGUGGUUUCUUGCGAUUAUGUUCAUCCAAAAAGGAAAGUCACACUGUGUUAGGCAAGCCGCCACAUCAUGGCCUGUCGACACAUUACAGAGACCAUUUUGUCCUGUUGCUGGUGAACUCUGCAGAACUUUUUCAAUCGAGGUAGUGCAGAAAAGAAAAACCAUAUGACAAAUGCUUGGAGAAGGUUAAAGUUAAACCAAUAAUUUUGUGGUUGGAGUGUGUCUCAUGUCAUAACCAAAUGGAGGCCAAGUAGCUGAUAUAUCAAAAGAGGAAGUCAAGUUGUGUAAGAUGAUGAUCAUCUUCUAGUGGGAAGAAGGCCUAAAGAGAGAGCAACAGAAAAAAAAAAGAAAGUAGUGCACGAUUCUUGCUUUGAAGAAAUUAGAAGCAAGAGAGAUGUACCAGGUAGAGUAAUCUGACCAGUUCCAUGACAGCUCCCCUCCCACCUAUGAAACGCCAUGUCUUCCAUCCUCAAAUACCUCAGAAGCCCACGCAGGGUGCCCGGAAGAGAUAAAGAAAGCCACAGUAAAGAACAAGGAGGGGAGGCUAGCUCGCAGAUGCAGACUUGCUGCAUCAAGGAUGGAUGCACUCAUAUUUGCUUACCCAUGCGUUUGCUUGGCUUGGUUGAGUGCCGCAACGGUAAGCGGGAAGCAAGAGCCACCAGCACAAGGAUCUCCCGCUUGAAUUUUGUGAAGUCGACGGCGAAUUCAGUCUUCCCAAACACCCACUUCACCGACCAUGAGUCCCUGCCUUCUCUUCCUGAAGUCUUCUCCAAUUUCAUGGCAAUUUAUCCACAGUAUGGUGAGACACAACAAGUAGACCACUACAGGAACAGUGAAUAUUACCACUUACAUAGCCAUGUCUGCUUUGACUAUUAUGGAUUUAGCCUCUUCUCUCAUGCUCAAAUGCAUUCAUCCCUAUCAUCUUCAUCCACUGAUCCCCUGGUAUCAGGCCUCCUUCAGCCUCCUUUCUUCAACAUCUCCUACAAAUCAGCAAGCUUGAAAUCUCAAGUGCAGUCUAAUGACCAAAACAAUGUCCUGGAAUCUGCAAUUAGGAAAAGAAUUAUGCAUUUCCUCAACAUAUUGGAUGGUGAAUAUAGCAUGGUCUGCACUGCCAACAGAACGACGGCUUUCAGAUUGUUGGCAGAAUCAUACCCUUUCCAGGCCACCAAGGGGCUACUAAGUGUCUAUGAUUACGAAAGCGAGGCCAUGACUGCAAUGACAGAAAGUGCCCAGAGGAAGGGAGCCAAGGUCAUGACAGCUAGCUUUUCUUGGCCUAGCCUCAGGAUUCAUUCUGAUAGAUUGAUGGAGAAGUUGAGAAAGAGGAGAAGGAAAAGAAGAGGACUCUUUGUCUUUCCGCUUCAAUCCAGGAUCACUGGGGCAAGGUAUCCUUAUAUAUGGAUGUCUGUUGCAAAACAAUAUGGUUGGCAAGUAGUUCUUGAUGCAUGCGGAUUGGGGCCAAAGGACCUCGAUACUCUUGGGCUUUCAUUGAUCCAACCAGACUUCAUCAUCUGCUCUUUCUUCAAAGUAUUUGGUGAGAAUCCAUCUGGUUUUGCAGGAUUGUUUGUGAAGAAUUCCAGCAUUGGAUCCUUGGAGUCAUCAACCAUUGCCAGGAGCAUCGGAAUUGUGAGCAUAGUCCCAGCAAGAAAGCUUUCACAGUUAACUGAUGACUACUCAGGCACAGAUAUGGAUGCUCAUUCGUCCAAAAACCAAUUUGAAGAAGAUGACAUAGAGACCAACAGUUCAUUCUCAGGACCAAUACCUGGGCAGAUUUACAGUGGCUCACUUACCAUGGAUAAUAUGGUUGGAGAUAGUGCUUCUGGAGAAAAGCAAAAGCAAGUUAGGAUAUCCGAACAGGGAGAAAGUUCCAAAGUGCAGCAGGAGAAGGAAGAAUCAUCAUAUGGUAUCGGAGAAAUAGAAUGUGAAUAUUCUGAGCAAGCAGAGAAUAUCAAAGCCAACUCUGGAGCAGACCAGGGCUUGGAGUUCUUGUGCAGAGGAUUAGACCAUGCAGAUUCUCUAGGUUUGUUGCUCAUCAGCACCAGAUUGAGAUGCAUCACCAACUGGUUAGUUACUGCUUUGAUGAAACUGCGGCAUCCUCACUCAGAUAGUGUUCAUUCCCUGGUUAGGAUCUAUGGUCCCCGGAUAAAAUUUGACAGGGGACCUGCCUUAGCUUUCAAUGUAUUCGACUGGAAAGGGGAGAAGAUUGAGCCUGUGUUGGUACAAAAGCUUGCAGAUAGAAGCAAUGUUUCUCUCGGUUGUGGUUUCCUAAACAAUAUCUGGUUCUCAAACAAAUACGAAGAUGACAAAAAUAGAGUGCUGGAGAGGAGAGACUGUGAAAGAGCACUUGCACGAAACAAAAACAAGGAAAACAUUGAUAUGGGAAUAACUGUCAUACAUGCUUCCCUUGGUUUCCUUACUAACUUUGAGGAUGCUUACAGGCUUUGGACGUUUGUUGCUAAGUUUCUGGAUGCAGACUUUGUUGAGAAGGAAAGAUGGAGGUAUAUGGCUUUGAAUCAGAAAAUGAUUGAGGUCUAAUAUGAUUUACUUGAAUUUUCUGGAGUUGAUGCUUUCUGGUUGAAUUUCCAUGGGGAACUGAAGAUAUAUAGUUCCCUCUGCUACAUGUUGAUACAAUAGUAUGUUUUGUAUGAAUGAACAGCAUCAACCAUUCAUUCUUUUUACUUUUUAUCGAUUCAAAGCUUGCAAGUGUGAA